AUGCAAGUAGAAAUCCAAACAUUACUGUCGUCACUGGAAUUCUUCCAAGAGGAAGAUGUAUUUCCAAGAGACGCGAUCCACCCUUUUGCCACCUCUACUCCCAAAGCAUGCACAUCGUUACAAGAGCUACUCAACGUCACUGAACAGGUGUCCCAUUCACUGCAGGCCUAUGGGAGCUCCACUCAAUGGUCGAAUGCGAAAUUAACUUCUCUGCUGCGCCAGCAUACAUCUAUUGAACAUACAUCCUACUCUUCAGCGAGGAAUGUCCGGCAUCUCAUUGACUCGCUUUCCAAACGUCCAGACGUACUUUACGGCGAAAAUGUCCCACUACUUGAAGCCUCUUUUCCCCAGUGGUGCAUCGAGCAGCUUGCUAUCUGGGGUAAGGCCAUUGGAAUGGAAACAUUCACUGAAAACAAGGAAGGAGGUUAUACUGUUAUGCUGGCAGGAAAAGUGCUGCUCAUCGAUGUCGACUUUUCGAUCAAGCACGAAAAUCCGUUCAAGCCAAUUAUCACAGUCGCAGGGGUCAAAACAUCGAAUGCGCUUCUUGCUGGCAGUCCGAACACUAUCACGUUCACAAUGCUCGACACUUUUCUAACAGACAGCAUCGAGAAGUACUGCGUAGAAAUGCAGAAAAGUGAAACCACUAGGAACACAUUGUACGCUGCCACCCUUCGAAGGAGUGUGUUGAACAACCUUAGGUAUCUUGUGUUGUUGGACCGAUUGGCUAGUCGGAACGACGGGGGUGUUCGUUGGUUUACCGACAUGGACGAGCUUUGUCCCACCCUGUUCAGCGUAGCUACCACCGAAGCCGAAGCCAUCUCAGCGUCGUUAUCAAUGCCCAAAGCCCCUCUGGACAUUUUCCUCAUCCGUUCUCAUUCAUUACCCCUUCCGUAUCUCACUAUGCCCUCUAUCUCUUUCUUAACGUAUCUAUCUCCCGCGGCCUAUCUCUCUCUCAUCCGCAAAGCAUCAAACCAGCCUGAUCCCUUAAAUUAUCCUCCUCUUGAUGUCAGCCUUUCUGAUAUCAAGUCUCAUCUCGAUGUUUUUGGAAAAGGUGUCACAAUAGCCACAUUGUAUCUCGAACAACUGUCAGAUGCCCACCUGUACUCCCAGUCAAUACUUAUGUUGGAUAUGACGAUUAGGCCCACCUUUCCACUUUCUCCAACCUCUGUCCAACUGGAUCACGCUUUUGUACAGGUUGAUCACUUCAAUGCUGGUGUCGAGUCUCAAGAAAACAGCCAAGCAUCUGGACCAUAUUCGUGGGUGCUGGACUUUACGGAACGCGGCAAGCGACCAGGGGUUGUAAUGAGUCAAUCAAGAUUAAGAGCAAUUGAGCUAGUGGUCAAUCCGAUGAGGGGGUCAGAUGGUAUAAAUAAUGUAAAUGUUAUGCUAUCGUUUGGUACAGGAAGUUGGAUUGACAUUCUGGUAUGUCGUUCGUUUCAUAUGAAAGAGUCGACUGAAGAUAAGAUGAAACGCGUAAUACAGCUUAACACUGGAACUCAUGUAUCCCCAGAACGAUACACUGCGUCAUUCAAAUCUCCAAAUAAUUUGCAUCCACCUCUUCAACUUCGGCUCACUGCACCUGAAGAACCUGGAUUCAUUCUCGAACGUAUACUGGUUGUGAGAGAACAAUGUUGGCUUAAUGAAGUUCUUUUGGGUUGUCAUUGGAUGCCGGAAGGGUUAAAGUCUGAGGAAGAAGAUGUUGUCGAUUCAUCUACAGCAACGGAGGAGGAGCUGGAAGCUGUCCUAUCAGGAACAAAUAUGCCUCACAAAAUUCCCGUCAAUGUAUUCUUACCGACCGGGAUGCCGGCCACUGAUAAUCUAUUUGGACCUGCAGAGCUCAGUUUUGCACCUGUAUCGGGUCCCAAGAUUUUGAUGACUUCUCCAGGGAGGCUCCCAAUUUCCGGUUUGGUGGAAAUAACCGUAGCGCAGGAUGAGACCAAACCUCGCGGCGUAUCAGUAGAGGUUCAGGGUGCGAUGGGCUCUGAUAUAAAGAUCAGUGAUUUAGAAGAAGUCUGUCGUCGUGGAGGUACUUUGGGUCUAUCCGGGAGGGUAUGGGCAAGUAGCCACGGCAUGUCUUCAUAA
Psilocybe cubensis is the source of this 2082-nucleotide messenger RNA. RefSeq lists its product as uncharacterized. The coding region runs from base 1 to 2082 and encodes 693 amino acids. The record is from RefSeq and is a predicted model, not a curated record. Lineage: Eukaryota; Fungi; Basidiomycota; Agaricomycetes; Agaricales; Agrocybaceae. The transcript is spliced from 6 exons.